GGUCCGGAAGACGGCAACAGAGCGUGUGGUCAAUCUAAACAAUGAAUAAACAUUAAAUAUAGUGGACCCACCAAUGAAUCGAAAUUAAGGAAUGGUUCAUGCACCUUUCCCUUCUUUUCCUCUGCUCCUUUGGUUUCCAGAACAAGAAAUAAUUACUAUUCCCACCAAUUAACUAUAUUUUUUUAUUAUUUAAAACAAAGAUUUCUUUCAUUUUUUUUUUUCUCCUCUUUUUUGUCAUCAUAAAUCAUUCUUCUUCCAGUACAAUGAACAACUACAACAUCAACAAAAGCACAGGCUUUUUUUCUUCUUCUCCUCACCUUUUUAUUUAUCAAUUGGACCCUUUUUCAGAUUCAGCUUCAGCUUCAGUCUCUGCAUCAAUAUUGUCGUCAGAAUAGUUCUUAUCAUAUUGGUGAAAGGGUAACUGAGUUGCUAGGUUUGCUUAUUGCAUUUGGGACAAAUAGUGUGCCUGAGGGUGUCAUUUGACAUAUUGAUGUUUCUGUGUGAGAAAUUGAACAAACCUAUAUGCCAUUCAGAAGACUUCCUAAAAUGGAGUUAACAGUAGCUUAUGAUGCUGAACACGCAAGUUCUACACCAAGGAUUCAGCACGAGUUCUGGCCAUUGGAUGAAAUUGAUCCAAAGAAUGCAAAGUUUCCAUGUUGUUUAGUUUGGACUCCACUCCCAGUAGUGUCAUGGUUGGCACCCUUCAUUGGGCAUGUUGGCAUUUGCAGGGAGGAUGGUGCUAUUUUAGAUUUUGCAGGAUCCAACUUUGUAAAUGUUGAUGAUUUUUCAUUUGGUGCUGUAGCCAGAUAUCUCCAGCUUGAUAGAGAGCAGUGUUGCUUUCCACCAACCGUAGCUGGGCACACAUGCAAGUUCGGCUACAGGCAUACUGAGUAUGGGACAUCACUCACCUGGGAUGAUGCACUACGGUCUAGUAUUCAUUACUUUGAGAAUAAAUCCUACAACCUCUUCACAUGCAACUGCCACUCAUUUGUUGCCAACUGUUUUAAUCGGCUCUGUUACGGUGGAUCAAUGAGUUGGAAUAUGGUAAAUGUGGCAGCUCUUAUACUAUUUAAGGGGCAUUGGGUUGAUAGCAUGUCAAUCCUUAGAUCAUUCCUCCCUUUUGUAGUGGUGCUCUGCCUUGGUAUUGUCAUGGUCGGGUGGCCAUUCUUGAUUGGGCUGUUUUCCUUCUCUCUUCUCCUCCUUGGGUGGUUUUUGAUUGGUACUUAUUGUGCCAAAAACUUGAUAGAGUGCUAGGUCCUUUGUCUUAGAUGUUGAAAAGUUUUUAAUGGAAGAAAACAGAUAAUGUUGUAUGGGUAUUCCUUCUAUAAGUGGUGUUUAUAAAUAGCUAAUAUGGAGCUGCUGCAGUUUUUCUGGGGAGACCUUUGUUAUCAAAAGUUGUCCACCUAGAAUCAAGAAGCGGAUUAAAACUGUAGAUUAUUGACUAAAUAAUGGAAAUUAAAUCUUCUCUCUC
Messenger RNA from Quercus robur (English oak), 1471 nucleotides. RefSeq names its product protein REVERSION-TO-ETHYLENE SENSITIVITY1. Gene Ontology annotation, biological process: regulation of ethylene-activated signaling pathway; response to ethylene. Gene Ontology annotation, cellular component: endoplasmic reticulum; Golgi apparatus. The record is from RefSeq and is a predicted model, not a curated record. The coding region runs from base 523 to 1254 and encodes 243 amino acids. The transcript is spliced from 3 exons. Lineage: Eukaryota; Viridiplantae; Streptophyta; Magnoliopsida; Fagales; Fagaceae.